UCGGAAAAAACUUAGUGUGUGGAGAGGAGAGACGCAAGCAUGGCGUGGUUACUGAAGACGAUUAUUCUGUUCGCGAUACUGAGCUUCUGUGCUGGCACGUCGCCACCGAAGAAAAAGCCGAAGUGCAAACCACCUAGAUGUAACAAAAACGAGCAUUACGUGGUGGAUUCCGUCGCUUGUGAGAAGACGUGUGCGAACCGUAAGCACUAUGACACCAUGGGUGCGUGCAGGCCUUUCUCGAAAUGUGUCUGCUCGGGUGACCUUAUGCGGCUAAAUGACGAUGCAACUGGACCUUGCGUUACUGAGGAUCAAUGUCCACCUUCAUGUUGUAACGAAAACGAGCAUUAUGUUGUGGACUCCUAUGCAUGCGAGAAGACAUGUGCCAACCGUAAAAUCUAUCAUUUGAUGGGUCCAUGCAUGCCUGCAUCGAGAUGCAUGUGCAACGGUGACCUUAUGCGGCUAAAUAAUGUUGCAACUGGACCUUGCGUUACUGAAGAUCAAUGUCCACCUACAUGUAACGAAAACGAGUAUUACGUGGAAGACUCUAACGCCUGCGACAAGACAUGUGCGAAUCGUAAGGUGUUUGAUAUAAUGGGCGCAUGCAAACCUUACUCGAGGUGCAUGUGCGCGGGUGACCUCAUGCGGCUAAAUGAUGAUGCAACUAGACCUUGUGUUACUGAAGAUCAAUGUCCGCCCAGUUUAGAAUGUGGUCUGAAUGAAGUAGCAUCAAAGGACAAGAUAGUAUGCCCGCCCCAGACCUGUGAGAGUAUUUAUGGUUCGUUCUACUGCCCCCCUCGUGAUCCUGAGCCAGGUUGCAAUUGUAUCGACGGUUAUCUUAGAAACCGCAGCAAUAUUUGUAUACCGAGCGAGCAGUGCCCUGAUUUGACACCAGUACUUCCAACCUGUGGCCUGAACGAAAUUGCUGUACAAGAAAAAUAUGAAUGUCCGCCUCAAACCUGCGACAGCAUCUUGUCAUUGUACAACUGCGAAAACCAACCACCCCCUAAGCCAGGCUGCAUCUGUAUUGAUGGAUAUUUGAGGAACUCCACUGGCGAUUGUAUACCCAGUGAUCAGUGCCCCAAUUUAGGAGGAGACGAUAGUUGUCCCGACGGGGACAGGAAUGCAACGCGUCAAGAGUGCGCGUCGUGGUGCCAACCAACAUGCUCAAGACCAGUGCUUGGAGAAAUCUGUCCUGCAGCGUGUUUGCCCCGCGGCUGUGUAUGCAAGGAGGGCUACAUACUGUCGGCUGACGGCAAAUGCAUAGCAGUGGAAGACUGCCCUCCAGGUUGCAAUGGAGACGCAAAUGCUACGGUAACAACAUGCACCACAGGCUGUCCGGCCACUUGCACGCCGAAUGACCGGGUGUGCCCAGCAGUAUGCGGACCGAUCGGCUGCGCUUGCCUUCCGGGAUACGUGCUAUCUGAUGAGGGCAAGUGUAUCCUAAAGGAGGACUGUCCAGGUUGCGAUGGGGACCCGAACGCGGAACUAUCCUUUUGUACCGGCUGUACCCCUACUUGCGAAGAGAGGGAAGUCGCGUGCACCGCUGUAUGCGGGCCUCCCGGGUGCCAGUGCAAGUCGGGAUAUGUAUUGUCUAAUGGCAAGUGUAUCCUGCCGGAGAAUUGCCCAGAUGUUGCAGGAUGUGGCGGAGACCCGAACGCGGAGUUAACUAUGUGUACGUCCGGCUGCCCUCCCACUUGUGGACAGAGUGACGUCGCAUGCCCAGACGUAUGCGGACCACCUGGUUGUCAGUGUAAAUACGGAUACGUGCUGUCAGACGGCAAAUGUAUCCUGCCGCAGAAUUGCCCAAUGGACGACAGCUGUCCCGAUGGUGAUAAGAAUGCAACUCGUCAGGACUGCCCGUCUUCAUGCCAACCAACAUGCCAGGAGCCUAUGCUUCCAGAUGGAUACUUGUGCAUAGACGCAUGUCUGCCUCGGGGAUGUGUGUGCAAGUCGGGCUAUAUUCUUUCGAGUAGCAACGGCCAGUGCAUAGCUCAGGAAGACUGUCCUCAAGGUCCAUGUGGGUUAAACGAAGUAUACUCCAGCCAGAAAAUAAAAUGCCCUCCUCAAACUUGCGAAAGUAUAUACACUUCAUACGAGUGUCAGCUCCAACUGCCAGAGCCUGGAUGCAACUGUAUCGACGGAUACCUCAGGGAUGGAAAUAAUAAUUGUGUGCCUAGCGAUCAAUGCCCGGGAUCCACACCAAUUUGCGGUGAAAAUGAAGUGUAUACUGAUAGAAAAUACACAUGUCCCCCGCAAUCCUGCGACAGCCAAUAUUUGAACUACCUUUGCGCCCAGGAAGAGCCAAGACCAGGAUGCGUUUGUAAAGACAAUUAUCUCCGAAAUGGAAGUGGAAAUGAUGCUGUUUGCAUACCUAUUAAGCAGUGUCCUCCAGGUCCCAUCCAGUUUACCGUCUUGUGCGGCGAGAAUGAAGUAAAAACAGAUAACAAGAGGUCAUGUCCGCCAGAGACUUGUGAAAGCAUCGGAAGACUGUACAAGUGUGCAGCUGAAGAGCCUACUCAAGGAUGCAAGUGCAUCGAUGGAUACUACAGAGAUACUAAUAAUAAGUGCAUCCCUAAAGACCAGUGUCCUAAAGACGGUGCAAUUCCUUCCUGUGACGAGGAAUCAUCAAGCUAUGAAAGAUCUGAAAGAUCUUCGUCGAGUUCCCAAAGCUCCUCGUAUUCAUCAUCAAAAUCAUCAACAAAAAUUGGACCUAAAGCCUGCAAAGGAGACAGGAACGCUACCUACACGACCUGCACAUCCAAGUGCCCGGCCCGAUGUGGACCGUCGUCGGGGCCUUCGAAAUGUCCAGCUGUAUGCGGCCCCCCCGGCUGCCAGUGCAAGAAGGGAUACAUACUAGCCGGGGACAAGUGCGUGCUGCCAAGGGAUUGUCCACCAACCCCAAGCUGUAACGGUGAUAGGAACGCUACUUACAAAGUGUGCCCAUCUAUGUGCCAGCCAACUUGCAAGCAACCAGUUUUGAAUGUAGCAUGCGUUGAAGGAUGUGCUCCUGAUGGAUGCGUCUGCAAGCCGGGCUAUGUGCUGUCCGAUGAAAAGAAAUGCAUUCUGCCGAAAGACUGUCCAGGUUGUAAAGGAGACAGGAACGCAACGCUCCAGGAAUGCCCCUCUUAUUGCCCCCUGACCUGCGAGAAACCAGUCGAAACUGCUCCGUGUCCAGCUGCCUGUGCUCCUGAGGGGUGCGUGUGCAAUAGCGGGUACUUGCUGUCUAAUGGGCAGUGUGUGCUGCCAAAGGAUUGUCCAGGAGGAUCGCCAACCUGUCCCACCAAUGAGCAAUACGUCAACUGCCACGUGGAGUGCCCCAACAGCUACUGUCCAGUGAACGACAACCGGGGCAUCCUCAUCUGCGAUCCUCCCUUCCCUUGCCCCGCCGGCUGCUCCUGCAAGGCUGGCUACAAGAGGAAGAGCUAUGAAGACAGGACGUGCAUUGAAUAUUCUUCUUGCCCUCCCGUCAACUGCACCAGACCUAAUGAAGUUUGGAAUCCUAAACCACCCAACUGCAUAGCCGAGAGGUGCGAAGACGCAACAAACCCUCAACCUUGCAACAGGCCAUACCCCAACUAUAUGCCACAAUGCGUCUGCAAGGAAGGAUACUACAGGAACGCAUCUGAUAUCUGCGUUAAACGCUCUGAGUGCCCUGUUCAGUGCUCGACUCCAGUAAAGUGUCGACCGACGUGCGCAGUGCCAAAUCCACGAAACUGCCCAUCUAGAUCGCCAGCCGCCGCCAACGUAGACGGUUGUGAAUGUCAAGAAGGUUACAUUCUAUCAGAAGUUGGAGGAAAGUGCAUCAAAAUUGAAGAUUGUCCACAAGACCAAAGCUGCAACGGAGAUCCCCACGCAAGGAUCAAACCCUGCCCCUGGGCGUGUCCAGCCACCUGCGAUUCACCAAACGCUUCGAACUGUGACAAGAAAUGCGGACCCGUAGGAUGUGAAUGUCAAGAAGGAUACAUAUUUUCCAAGAAAGACGGAAAGUGCAUUUUACCUGAUGAUUGUCCAGGUGGAAACCCAUGUGGGGUAAACGGUACAUUCGUGGACUGCGGAUUCCGUUGCCCUAACCAAUACUGUCCUCAAGACGACAGCAGAAUCCAGAUCGCCUGCAAACCUGGCCGACCAUGCCCACCAGGCUGCGCUUGCAAAAUCAACCACAAGAGAUUGAGCUACGAAAAUGAUAUUUGCAUUGAAGCCGCAGAUUGUCCUCCAGUUGACUGCACCAGGCCAAACGAAGUGUGGGAUCCUUGCCCCUCAGACUGUCUUGGUGAAGACUGUUCAAACGCGUACAACCCUGUUGCCCCUUGCUAUACCCUGCUCCUCAACUGUCAACCCAAAUGCGUAUGUAAGAAGGGUCAUUACAGGAAUGGCAGUGACAUUUGUGUCCCUGCUAGCGAGUGUAAUGUCCCAAAUGCUUGUACCUCGGACUGUGCACCGACGUGUGCCAACCCAAACCCAAACUGUUUUGAAACACCACGAUGUUGCGAGCCUGGCUUAAUUCAAUUACACAAGGGAAGUAAAUGCACCAAGAUUGAGGAUUGCCCAAAAGAGGGAUGCAACGGAGACCCCAAUGCAGUAAUUAAGUCAUGCCCAGCUCCAUGCCCUUCUACUUGUAGCAGACCAAAUUCUAUUCCGUGUAGGAAGGCUUGCAUAGAAGUCGGAUGCGAGUGUGCCCCAGGAUACAUUUAUUCGGAGGACGCUGGAAAAUGCGUCAAACCUGACGCGUGUCCAGGUGGAAAUCCCUGUGGUCCCAAUGGGAUGUUUGUUGGAUGUAAGAACAGUUGUCCUACCGACUACUGUCCAGUAGACGACAGCCGUGUUACGCCCAUUUGUGAAACGUAUCCGUUUGCUCCUUGCAACUCUGGUUGUGUCUGCAAUUAUGGAUACAUAAAGAACAAUAGACAAGAAGACAAAUGCAUUCUUCCCAAUAAGUGCCCACCUGUGAAAUGUACCAGACCAAAUGAAAGGUGGGACUCCUGCCCAUCGGCUUGCUUAGCCGAGGGCUGUCAAGAUGUCAAUAACCAACCGACCACUUGCAACACUUUGGUCGCAAACGUCUGCCGACCGAGAUGUGUAUGCAAUAAGGGGUACUUCAGGAACUCUACCGAUAUAUGCGUGCCAGCAUGCAACUGUGACAUCUAAUUGUUGCUUUCCUUCCCUGUUUUUCUUUUGAAGAUCCAUUUAAUGAUUUUGUUUAUCAUCAUUUUUUAUCAGUUUUUGUAAAUUUUUGUUUAGAACUUUUUUGCUGUUUGUAUUCAAAAAAAUAUUUUUGUGUAAAAUACUCUACCAAGACUGCUUGUAAACUUUGUAUAUGAACCAAAUUGAACCUUUUGCAAUGUAAAAUUUUCUACUUUGUAUUAUAAAAUUAAUAUAAAAUCAA
Messenger RNA from Ostrinia furnacalis (Asian corn borer), 5383 nucleotides. Its product is annotated as zonadhesin-like. The transcript is spliced from 28 exons. The record is from RefSeq and is a predicted model, not a curated record. Lineage: Eukaryota; Metazoa; Arthropoda; Insecta; Lepidoptera; Crambidae. The coding region runs from base 40 to 5145 and encodes 1701 amino acids.